AUGGAUUCAACGAUGGAUAAGCCAGACUACGAGAAUCUCGAGGUGAUACAGAGGAAUAGGCUUGCUCCUAGAGCCUACUGGUUGCCUCCUACACAUCUCCUGCUCAAUGGAACAUGGGAUUUCCAAUAUGCCCCAACGCCCUUGGAAGCUUCGGAAUAUCCCCCAAAGGACGGAAGCCCUGAAGAGACUUGGUCCGCGAUCGAUGUCCCAGGCCAUUGGCAGUUGCAAGGACAUGGCCACCCGCACUACACCAAUGUACAAUUUCCGUUUCCGUCAAACCCUCCUUACAUUCCCACUGAGAACCCCACGGGGACCUAUCGGCGACAAUUCAAAGUUCCCACUGGAUGGGACAGCACAUCUCAACUUAGACUACGUUUUGAUGGCGUUGACAGCGCGUAUCACGUCUGGCUGAAUGGCUCCUUUGUUGGAUACUCGCAAGGUAGCCGCAAUGCUGCCGAAUUCGACAUCACAGCCAUCGCCAAGAAGGACAGUGACAACGAAUUGGUAGUCAGAGUCUAUCAAUGGUGCGAGGCAUCAUACAUCGAGGACCAAGACCAGUGGUGGCUAUCAGGUAUCUUCCGCGAUGUGACUUUACUGGCACUCCCUGGACAAUCGAGGAUUGAAGACUUCUUUGUCAAGACAAACCUCGAUGAGAGCUACGAGAAUGCUGUCCUCCAAGUCGAUGUCACCUUGAACAAACCGAAAACGUCGUCUCUUGAUCUUUUGCUCAUUCUUCGAGAUUCCGGUGUCGAAGUGAGCUCAACACGCAAGGCAGUUGAUAUCAACACAGCCAAGUUUAAAAUACCCGUUUCAAAGCCGAAGAAGUGGACUGCUGAAAACCCUUACCUUUACCAGCUCGAGAUAUCUCUACAGACAGAAGGAGGAGAGUCAAUUCAGACUAUUGCACAGAAUGUUGGCUUCCGAAAGGUCGAACUGAAAGAUGGUCUCAUCACUGUAAACGGCUCACCCAUCCUUCUUCGGGGCACGAACAGACAUGACCACCAUCCAAUCCAUGGAAGGGCUGUCCCAUAUGAGUUCCUCAAACAAGAUCUGUUGCUCAUGAAGCAGCAUAACAUCAACGCCCUCCGAACAAGUCAUUAUCCUGGACAACCCUGGCUGUACGACUUGGCCGACGAGCUGGGAUUCUGGGUCAUGGACGAAGCUGACCUAGAGUGUCAUGGAUUCUAUGAUGUUGUCACCCAGCACGUCACGCCUGCUCCAUAUCUGGAUUAUGAGGGCAGCAAGGAGGAGUUCUUCCCCAAAGCAGCACAGUUUACCUCUGAUAAUCCCGAAUGGCGCGAGUCAUACCUCGACAGAAUGGUACAGAUGGUGCAGAGGGAUAAGAACCAUCCUUGCAUCUUCUCGUGGUCUCUCGGCAAUGAGUCCUUCUACGGUGUGAACCACGUUGCGAUGAUCGAGUAUGCACGAAGUAUUGAUGAUCGACUUAUUCACUACGAAGGUGACAUCAAAGCACAAAAGACUGAUAUGUACUCUUACAUGUAUCCUGACCAAGAUCGUCUCAAGAGACAUGUCGAAAUCGACGGCAUCAAGGAUGGGCAGUGGGAGAAGCCCGUGAUCCUCUGCGAAUAUGCUCACGCCAUGGGUAAUGGCCCGGGUGGCCUGGAUGAUUACCAAGACGCGUUCCGCAAGUAUAAACGUCUUCAGGGUGGGUUCAUCUGGGAAUGGGCCAACCACGGCCUCUUGCACAAGGACGGCUACUAUGCUUAUGGAGGCGACUUUGGUGACCAGCCGAACGACUCAACAUUUGUCAUGGAUGGGCUAUGUAACAGCGAGCAUAAACCAACGCCGGGCUUGGUUGAGCUAAAGAGAGUGUUCCAGCCCAUCAACUUUAAGUUCGAGGAUGGCAAAUUGUUGAUCACUAAUGAGUAUGAUUUUAUCGGCCUGGACCAUUUGGAGGCAAAGUUUGCCAUAAAGGCAUUUGGAGACGAGCUAUCCUUGCUUGAGUCAGGUGUUCUCGAAGUUCCGAACGUCCGACCGUGGGAUACAGUAGACCUUGCUCUACCCGUCGAUCUAACUAAGUAUUUGGAUCAUGACAAAGAAGUGUUCCUAAGCAUCUCUUUCAGUCUCAAAGAGUCUACCUCGUGGGCACCAGCUUCGCAUGAAGUUGCGUGGUUUCAGCAUAAGAUCUCCGCCGAAAGACAACCCAGUAUUCCCGUCAGUCUAUCAGCUUCCUCCGGAAAUGUCAAGGUUGUCGAAAACCGAACCAAGGUUGAAGUGGCUGGCGCGGACUGGGAUAUUCACUUCGAUCGCGUGCGAGGAUACGUCACCAAAUGGUCUCACGGAUCCGAUUUGCUGGAAGUUGAUCCAGUUACUCGUGCGGCAAUUUAUCCAUGCUUCUGGCGUGCACCAACAGAUAACGACAAGGAUAGUGCGGUCAGCGUAUGGAAGGACUAUGGUGUUCACCGAAUGACUUCUCAGCUGAGAUCAUUCAAGGUCGAGACAGACAAGGACGGUUCAGGUGUCAGGAUCGAGACCAAGACCUACUUUGCGCCACCAGUUUUGGGAUGGGGUUACGACAUUAACACCGUCUACCACAUAUCAUCCAAGGGUAUCUUAUCGAUGAACCUUGACCUGAACCCUACGGGAGUCUUCCCAGUCGACGUACCAAGAGUUGGCUUGAACAUCAGACUGCCCAAGCAUCUCAGUCAAGCCUCGUGGUUCGGUCGAGGUCCAGGCGAGUCUUAUCCCGAUAAGAAGCACUCACAAGCUAUUGGGAUUUGGUCUUCCCCAGUGGAUGAUCUCGAGGUUCCAUACGAUGUCCCUCAAGGAAAUGGAAACAGAAUGGAUACGCGCUGGCUGCGGCUUGUGGAUGCCGACGGGCACGGGAUUAGAGCUUCGAGGGUCGAUACCGCAACCUUUAACUGGACUGGUGGUCGUUUGUCAGAUCAAACUAUCGAGAACGCAAAGCAUCCUUGUGAUCUGGUUCGCGAAGAUGCCACGCUUCUUAAUCUGAGUCCCAGGGUCGCUGGUGUUGGUAGCGCUACGUGUGGACCUGGUGUGCGAGAUGAUUUAUUGGUCAAGGUUAAGCCUGAGUCAUACGGGUUUGUACUUGAGAGUAUCUGA
Molecule: messenger RNA, 3084 nt
Organism: Fusarium subglutinans
Lineage: Eukaryota; Fungi; Ascomycota; Sordariomycetes; Hypocreales; Nectriaceae
Product: beta-galactosidase
Exons: 2
Coding region: 1-3084 (1027 amino acids)
Biological process (GO): lactose catabolic process
Cellular component (GO): beta-galactosidase complex
Molecular function (GO): beta-galactosidase activity; carbohydrate binding
Source: RefSeq, a predicted model, not a curated record